CACCUUUCUUAUAGAGAGGUCACAAAGAAGGCAUUAUUUCAAGCAGCAAAAUCAUGAUUAAACGAGGGAGCCCUUCCAAUUUAUCACCUAGAAAGUUGCAAAGGCCAAAACAAAACCAAAGAGUUUGGACAGAAGAUAAUGUGGGUAGCCAUCUUGAGAGAGUGUUCACGAGCGGAGAUCAGCAUCCAGCGAAAGUAGUCAGAGAGGUUCUGGAAGAAUGUAAGAAGGACGAACAAGAGCCUUGCCGCAAGGAGGUGUUUAAGAAGUGCAUUGAGGCAUUGAAUUCAAACCAUCUGCACACUGAAGUUGCCAAGGAGAUUGUUGGAAAAUUGUUAUUUGAGGUGAACUCAUUAAGUGGCCCCUCUCAAGUAGCCAUAGCUGAGAUUAUCAUCAAAGGUCUGAAGGAGGGUCACCAUCCCUCACUAGAGCUGUUCCCUAAGCUAAUCUCAACAAUUACAUCUCGGAAAGUCAUCCGCUAUCCGAAGCCUGGAGGAGGGUAUGGUGAAAUGAUGGGGGAGGAUCACAAGAGCCAUCUCAUGAACAGCUUGUUUGGUUGCCGAUGGGACCCUUCAUGUGUUCUGCAUGUGACUGACAUGUGCAAGGAUAUUGCCAUGAGUGAAGAUGAACUCAAGUUCCUCAUACAAAAGAUACUACAGAUAAUGGAGAGCCUGCCCGUCACUGAGAUUCCUCCACUUAUCUACCAACUGCUCUCUCUCUCAAAGAAGGGCCACAAGAUGCUGAUUCUGGACGGGAUCAAGUCGUUGUUUGAUAAUCUCGACACCAUACAAUCCAAACAGGAGCCAGAGACAGAGGACAGUGUGACUACUAACAACGAGAAGGAGCUGCUCACUACAGAGGGCACUGUGUUUGUCCAUGUCACAUACGCCAUCAAACAAGACACUCAACUCAGAAAAGAAUACCUCAAAAUGCUCAAGACUGCCCAAGAGCGGCUGUCCUCGGGGGAGGUCUCCCUGUUCAGUGUGACCUUAGCCCUGUCAGCCGUGUCCAUCCACAAACUGGAGGAAAUGGUGUUUGGGUUCUUCAAGGACAUUGUGUUGAAGGCGUAUAAAGAUGAAGAAAGAACUAACUCUUCGAAAUGGAUAAAAGAGGCCACAGAAGAUCUGGUGGACAUUGAGAGCCUCCUCAUGACAACCAUUAAUCACAGCACGUCUGGUUGGACGCGUGCCCUUCACGGGUCAGGCUGGGAUCAGGUAGUGCAGGGGCUGGUGGCCGUGGGACUGCAUCUGAUGGAGACCUUUGGACCCAAGAGCUCCGCCCUCUCUCAGUAUGGUACCCCACAGAGGAAGGUGUGUGCCCUUGGCAGCAAAAUCCUCGCUGAGACAUUCAAAAAGCACAGUGGUGUCCACUGCGAUAUUGUAAGCCAGAUCGUGAACUGUGUGAUGACUAACUCAGCAAGUCAUGUCAGCCAUUACAUUGACCUCCUCUCCCAAAUCACGAGGAAUGCCUCUCCAAUGGACUUUGUGGAUUCCCUGCCUAAACUAAAAGAGUCUCUGAGUUACAUCGCCAUGAUCUCCUCACAAUCUGCUGGACAGCUGCUCACAGCCAUUCUGCCACUGGUGCAGUUCAGCUCGUCUCUUAGAGACUGUCUCCUACUGGUGCUGAGGAAAGCUUUGUUCUCCAUUAAUGUGGAGGCUCGGAAGACGGCAGUCGAGGGCUACCUACUACUGCUCAGGAAGUUCACUGUGUUGGACUCUGUGGGUUCGCUCGAUGACAGUCAAAACUUCUCGGCCACAUCACAGGUGACCGUGGAGGUUCACGGGAAUGGUCACAACGGCAACGAGGCCCUAUGCCUGGAGAUCCUCGGCACUCUACGCAGGGCACUCACCAAACAAUACAAUGUCAAACUCAGUUUGUAUGAGGGUCUCUACUCUGUGUUCUGUGCUAACCGCAAGCUGGCAGGAUCUAUACUGGACCUCCUUCUCACCCAUUUCACACUGUUCUACGAGCAUGAGACGGACAUAACCCCACCCAUCAAACUGAAUCCCUGUGUCAAGAUGAGUGGUAGUGAUGUCACUGCAGCUGAGCCACUGGACCACCUGGUGUGCUGUCUGCAACUGUGCGUCUGCCACUACCUGGAGCGUGACGAAGAUGACGAGGAGCCCCCUGAAAUAAUUGGUGAGGUUCAGCGAACUUUGUCCUCUCUGGUGACGCGGAUGAUUGCCUCUGAGCUGGAUGACUUUGAGCUGAACAAAUCCUCUGACUUCUCCACCUCCAGUGUGGGGCAGAAGAACCGACUCUUUGCACAACUCGCCAUGGGCACCUAUGAGGCUUUACUUGAGUACACUUUCUCUACAGGACAAUUCAGUCUAGAAAGUUCAGAGCAGGUGCUCAAGCUCUACCAGUGUUACCAGCACUUGGCAGAUGCUCUCAGUGAUAAGGGCUCGUCGGCAGCAGCUGGCCCCAGUAGUAACAAACGAGGGACAUCAGCUGUUCCCUCGAGGCUGUCCCUACACUGUGUGGUUAGACUGCUCAGAGCCAUCUUUCACAACCAAACUCCCAAUCACCAACAAGCGCUGACAGUACUGAGAGAGUCACAACCUUUUAGCAAGUACAUUCUGGGAGUAGCUGUACAGAAAAUACAUCAGAUUCAUGAUACUGGAGUGUGUGAUGGAUCCUCCUUAGCCAAGCAUAAACCAGAUCAUGUCUUCAAGACUUGCUGCUCCCUGGCCAAACUGAUGUUCAAGCACAUUGAAGUAGGUGGAGCAAGGCCUUCUAAGAAGGAAAAGGGCAAGUCUGUGGCUCUAUACUGUCUCGAGGGAUUCUCCCAACUCCUGCACACGGCUAUAGUGCGAUGGGAGAGAGGGGGCGCGUUCCUGGCAGCUGUCAACCCCAGUCUGAAUCAAACCACCGGGGACAACGAGAAGACCCACUAUUUCAUCAGGCAUCUGCAGAGGGUGGUGGGUGGUGUGCUAGACGGCUCAACGAAGGAGUGGUCGCUGAAGGAGGCUCAGCUGAUGGUCGCUAGCAUAGAGCUACUGACAGGGACACUGGAGCUGGGAUCACAGGAAUUGGACCAAGUAUUUGAGUGGGCGUAUGCACAAUGCAGGGACCACAACGUUGACGACUCCCCACUGACCAAGGCUUUGAUCUCUCUCCUCCUUAUUGCCGCAGAGAGACACAAAUCCUGCGUCAAAACAAUCAGAAAACUGGCUCAAGACGUGCACUACCAUCUAGGAGAUAUUGAUGAGGAUAUCGAGUUGGAGGCCACUACUUGUUUCUCAAUAGUGAACCCACGUACAGCUGCCUCCAACAUCUUGGCUCUGUUGUACAGCCACAUGGAGCAAAUACUGGCUAGUACGGACUGGCUGGUAGAUAGGCUAAAGAUGGAGAUAUCGUCUAGUCCAACAGAGGAUGCCUUUGGGAGGCCAUGUAGUCAAGUGCCAACACAGUCUCGGGACACAUUCUCGUCAUUAUGUGACCGUCUUACCCACCUGGUGUUUGGAGGCAGUGACCUGGUCCAGUCCUCAGUGGCAGCUGGACCCUCUUCAGAGGGACUCCUCAAGAUGCUGGUUAAAUUUUUCUAUACUCUGAGCAACUUGGCUAAGUAUGUACUGGACGUUUACCAGUUCACCUCCAAUAUCCCCGCCUGGUUCAAGAAACUUGUGAACCUGGUCGGCACUCAACUGUCUCAACAGGUCUAUUUGUUCAUCACAUACAUUCAGAAAAUGCAGAUGCAAAGUGGUGCCAUGGUAGACGCUGGAGGAGGCAAGAAAGGCGGGAAGGGAAAGUCAAAAGUCAAUGGUACAGGAAAGGCCUCAAUUCGCAAGGAGAGUCGAACGUAUUCUAACCUCAUCUUCUCUAUGGAGCAGUUUGAAAAGCAUCUAAUUCAACUGGACAAGAAGGCAAAGGGUAAUCUGAUGGAACCGUUCAAGUACAGCAUGUCACGUGACUUCCGCAUCGAUUCUCAGGCGGUGGGUAGUAUUCUGGAGGAGGAUGAAGUGAGCAGUGACGAGGAUGAGGAAGAAGAGGAGUGUGGUCCAUCCUCUGCUAAACGACCAAAGAAAAACUGAUCAUUUUCAAGCUCGGACUGCUGGUUUAUCAACGUAUAUAUACAUCACAACCACAUUAUCCCCACUCAUAUUCAUAUCUUCUUAUACAGGCAUACAUGUAACUUCUUUCUACAAUUAAUGUUGUGUUUAAUUGUUAAAAUCCUCUUCUCGUGACCAACAGCUUUUGUUGUGUUUCCAUAAGCGUCGCCAACUUUUAACUUU
This is a messenger RNA of Halichondria panicea, 4232 nucleotides long. RefSeq names its product Fanconi anemia group I protein-like. Gene Ontology annotation, biological process: DNA repair. Bases 54 to 4031 code for a protein of 1325 amino acids. The transcript is spliced from 33 exons. The record is from RefSeq and is a predicted model, not a curated record. Gene Ontology annotation, molecular function: DNA polymerase binding. NCBI's taxonomy places the organism in Eukaryota, Metazoa, Porifera, Demospongiae, Suberitida, Halichondriidae.